Molecule: messenger RNA, 2769 nt
Organism: Pollicipes pollicipes
Lineage: Eukaryota; Metazoa; Arthropoda; Thecostraca; Pollicipedomorpha; Pollicipedidae
Product: vesicular glutamate transporter 1
Exons: 1
Coding region: 69-1640 (523 amino acids)
Biological process (GO): transmembrane transport; monoatomic anion transport
Cellular component (GO): membrane
Molecular function (GO): transmembrane transporter activity
Source: RefSeq, a predicted model, not a curated record
GCCGAGCUCGAGCACAUCACUCAGUUGUAUCGAAUCAUCACCCAGCCAGCAUCAACUAGUGUACCACCAUGACGAACGUGCUGCUGCGCGUGCUCCCCAUGCGAUACGUGGUGGUGACGAUGGCGUUUUUCGGCUUCGUCAUCAACUACAUGCUGCGCAACAACCUGAACCUGGCGAUCGUGGCCAUGGUGAACCACACGGCUGUCAAUUCUUCAGGCGCCGCCGGCAGCCAGACAGAUGGCCCGUUCGUCUGGGACGAGAAGAUCGUCGCCCUGAUCCUGGGCAGCUUCUACUACGGCUACAUCUGCACACAGGUGGUGGGCGGGCGCUGCGCUGAGAUAUCCAGCGUCAAGUACAUCUACGGCUUGUCGCUGCUGACGGCCGGCUGCUUGACCUUCCUCAUCCCGACCGUCUCCUAUUGGGACUACCGUGCGCUGGUGGCCAUCCGGAUCAGCAUGGGCUUUGUGCUGGGCGUGGGCUUCCCCUCUGGAUACGCCCUGCUGCGUGCGUGGGCGCCACCCAACGAGCGCAGCACCGUCGUGUCGCUGGCCAUCAGCGCGUCUAACAUCGGCACCGCCAUCACCAUGCCGCUGGCGUCAGCCAUCAUAAAUGCCAUCAGUUGGGAGGCCGUGUUCUACAUUCAGGGAUCGUUUGCGCUCGUGUGGUUCGUCUUCUGGCUGCUGCUUGUAUACAACGCGCCAGAGGAGCACCCUUUCAUCACCGCCGAGGAGCGCGACUUCAUCAUGACGGCGAUCGGCAGCGAGCGUUCCACGCGUCGUCUGCCGCUGCCGUGGAAGGAGGUGCUGACGUCCCCGCCGGUCUGGUCGCUGGUUGUCGCCAACUUCUGCAACAACUGGGGCUUUUACACCUUACUCAACGACCUGCCGCAGUACUUCAGCAACGUCCUCGGCAAGGACAUCUCGUCCAACGCCAUCUUCACCUCGCUGCCGUUCCUCGUCACCUUCAUCUUCGCGAUGGCGUACGGUGCUUUCAGCGACUACCUGCGCAAAAACAACCUGAUGAGCAUCAACAACAUCCGUCGCAUGGCGCAGUUCGUGUCACAGACAGUAGUGGCAGUAACGCUGGUCUGUAUCGCCUUCCUCGGCGAGCACGAAACCCUCGUCGAAGUCCUGCUGUUCAUCGGAAUCGGACUGAUCGGCGCCGGCUAUACGGGCUGGCAGAGUGUGCCGGUGGACAUGGCGCCCAACUACUCCGGUACGUUGUACGGCAUCUCCAAUACCUUCGGCAGCAUUCCGGGCUUCCUGGCGCCGCUGGUGGUGGGUGCGCUGACCGAGGGCCACGAGACGUUGGACCGCUGGCGCUACUGCUUCCUGCUGCCCGCCGCCUUCAUGGUCUUCGACACGAUCAUCUUCUUUGUGUUCGGCAGCUCUGAGGAGCAGGCGUGGAACAGAAAGUACUACAAUACCGAGGAUGAAGACAACAAGGUGGGAGGAAGGGGUUCUGUGAAUCUCGAGGGGCUUGAGAAGGGGUCUCUGGAUGGGGUGACGAAGAAGGGGUCGCUGGUGAAGGAGCUGGAAAAGAAGAACAGCAGUUCGGAGGAAGCGUUUGGCAUUGAUAACGCUGGUUUCGUUGCACCUCCUGAUGAACACAAAGGUGAAAAUUCUACGCAAGGCCAAUGAUAGCGAACGUCUUUAGGAGCAUGCAACACUUGUCCUAUGUAGAGCAUCAGCAAACGUUGAUGGGACUGGACGCACAGCAUCGCUGCACCGCAUCGUGUUGUGGGAAGGGACGACCCGGCAGUUAUCCAGAGAAACAGUCAACAGCAUCAAUUAUGGAGCGUGAGCCGCUGCAUAUGCAAUAGCAUGUUGUAACUGGGGCACCACAGGCAGUUGUAGAGAAAAGGGACGACCGCAAGUGACCUUUUGCAUAGUUCCCUGGUUUGUACGGCGCGCUCCUGGGACUGUCAGAUACUGACGUCAUUUGCGGUAUUACUCGGUACGGUGCCGUGUUCAGUUAGUGGUGGGAGGGCAACAGACAUUUCGACUGAAUCGUGGGUUGCACGGUUCCGUAACGUUUGCCACCUUACGAAGCCCUGCCUGAAGCUCGCGAGGACUAUCCUGCUCCCAGAGGCCUCAUGAGCUCAUUUCUCCUGGACAGCGGGUAGCUCUGCACGGAUGUUUUGUAGGUUUUGUUAGGUUUCACCUGUUUGGACACUGAUCGGCCGUUUCAUAUCUACGAGAUAAGCGAGUACCGCCGCCGAAUCUUGUCUCGCACGGGCCUGAUGUCUCGAUUUCAGCAGACGUCAUAUGUCCGACGGCUGAUUAUGAAGUGCGCGCGAGCGUUCGGGGAGAGAUUUCCAACCAAGGUGACAAAGUGGGUGAUGCAUGUCUUCGGUCGCAGCAUACAACAUGCAUGCAGACAGUUGCCGAACUUUAUAACGGCUACGCUAGCUUCUGCAUUGAGCCGUUUGUGCUUUGCAUAACAUAAUUGUAAAGCCGUUUUUCUCUCUCCCGGAAGGAAGCGCGACGAAUUGUGUUUCUGUUCUCCUUUUUCAUGUUAAGUGAACGCGUUUGCGCCAAGUCAGCUUGAAAGUAUAAAGCAGCGCUCAUUUUCAACCGUUUAAAGUCUCGGCCGCCGGCUGUUUCACUGCGGGAGGUGCGCACGUUCAGGAUAGAGUUUAACUGCUGUUACAUGAUAGACCCGUUAGGCUUUGCCAAGCGGCCGUCAGAAAAUAUUGCUUGCAGGUGAUGAAGAACGUUUGGUAUGAAACAGUGUUGAGACCAUCAAUAUAACUCCAUGUCCAGCUCG